Condylura cristata (star-nosed mole) is the source of this 2025-nucleotide messenger RNA. It is a transcript of the gene MDH1, whose product is annotated as malate dehydrogenase 1, NAD (soluble). Gene Ontology annotation, biological process: malate metabolic process; oxaloacetate metabolic process; tricarboxylic acid cycle. The transcript is spliced from 9 exons. Gene Ontology annotation, cellular component: cytosol; mitochondrion. Gene Ontology annotation, molecular function: L-malate dehydrogenase (NAD+) activity. The record is from RefSeq and is a predicted model, not a curated record. NCBI's taxonomy places the organism in Eukaryota, Metazoa, Chordata, Mammalia, Eulipotyphla, Talpidae. Bases 422 to 1426 code for a protein of 334 amino acids.
GGGAUGUAGCUAGGGGUCUGACUCUCCUCCCUCGAUUUAUACACGCCUCCCCUCCCGCCAAUUGCAGAGCGCCAUCAGUCAGGUCCUUUCCCCCGAGACCAAAUCAUGCGCUGGUGGCAGUCCUCCAAUCACAGUGGCUGGCAGACAGGGACUACUUUUCAAUCGGUGAAGAGCGCAUGGAGAAGGCUGUAAGACGAACCUCUGCUCUCGGGAAGUGUAGUUCAAUAUUUGAAGAAAAUACGUAGGAGAUUGCACCAAAUCCGAGCGGCAUAAACUACAUUUCCCAGAGGGCGCUGCAGUCGAGCUACGCGCCUUUUCUCACUAACAGCGCUCGCCCUCCCUAGUCGGUUCCACGGUAGAGGUGACCUGACUCCAGAUCCCCGUUUUGCAGGUGCUGAAAUUGUCUACGCAUUUCCCAAUCAUGCCGGAACCAAUCAGAGUCCUUGUGACUGGAGCAGCUGGUCAAAUUGCAUAUUCAUUGCUGUACAGUAUUGGAAAUGGGUCUGUCUUUGGCAAAGACCAGCCUAUAAUCCUUGUGUUGUUGGAUAUCACGCCCAUGAUGGGUGUCCUGGACGGUGUCCUAAUGGAACUACAAGACUGUGCCCUUCCCCUUUUGAAAGAUGUCAUCGCAACAGAUAAGGAAGAGGUUGCCUUCAAAGACUUGGAUGUGGCCAUUCUUGUGGGCUCCAUGCCAAGAAGGGAUGGUAUGGAAAGAAAAGAUUUACUCAAAGCAAAUGUGAAAAUCUUCAAAUGCCAGGGUGCAGCACUGGAUAAAUAUGCCAAGAAGUCAGUUAAGGUUGUCGUGGUGGGCAACCCGGCCAAUACUAACUGCCUGACUGCCUCCAAAUCAGCGCCGUCCAUCCCCAAGGAGAACUUCAGCUGCUUGACUCGUUUGGAUCACAACAGAGCUAAAGCUCAGAUUGCUCUUAAACUUGGUGUCACUUCUAAUGAUGUGAAGAAUGUCAUUAUUUGGGGAAACCAUUCCUCAACUCAGUAUCCAGAUGUCAAUCAUGCCAAGGUGAAGCUGCAAGGAAAGGAAGUUGGAGUUUACGAAGCUCUGAAAAAUGACAGCUGGCUCAAGGGAGACUUUAUCACCACCGUGCAGCAGCGUGGUGCUGCCGUCAUCAAGGCUCGGAAACUCUCCAGUGCGAUGUCUGCUGCAAAAGCCAUCUGUGACCAUGUCAGAGACAUCUGGUUUGGAACCCCAGAGGGAGAAUUUGUGUCCAUGGGUGUUAUCUCUGAUGGUAAUUCCUAUGGUGUUCCCGAAGAUCUGCUCUAUUCAUUCCCUGUGACAAUCAAGAAUAAGACCUGGAAAGUUGUUGAAGGUCUCCCUAUUAAUGAUUUCUCACGUGAGAAGAUGGAUCUUACUGCAAAGGAACUAGCAGAAGAAAAAGAAACUGCAUUUGAAUUUCUUUCCUCUGCCUGACUAGACAAUCAUUUUGAUUUCAAUCAUGUUACUAAAUGCCCCAAAGCUGAAGAAUCUAAAUGUCGUCUUUGACUAUAGUACCAAAUAAUAAUAAGCUAUACUUAAAUUACAUGUGAAAGACAAGUUUUAAAGAUUGUGUGCUUCUUGGUACAGAUUUGUGACAUCAUGCUGUUAGUGCUGCAUUCUAAAUAAACUAUAUAUUAAAAUGAAGAUGACUCAGACUCUUUUAAUUUCUAGCUACUAUUUUGUCUCUGUUGAAAUUUGCAUGUUUUCCAAUUGCCUGAUGGGUUGUGAAUUUCUUUUUUUUCAACCAAUGAACAGUAAUAAAGCUGGAAAAUGUUACAAGGAGAAGCACAAUUGUCUCACACUUAACAGAGUAUGAGAAUCAAUCUUGUGAUAAGAGUUAGUCUACUUCAGAAUAUAUUUUUAAAUAUUAUUUACAUUAGGCAAUUAAACAUUUGUCAUAUUUUUUAAUUUUUGAGGUUAGUAGGUCAUGCUUUGUGGAUAAUUAGAUUUUAACAUAAAGUAGGUUACAAAUAAUGCUGUUAACAGUUUAAUGUCAUUGCAUGAAAUUAGAACAACCUGUUUUCAUGACAAAA